AUGGCACGAAUUGAGCAGGAGGACUUCUCAAGCGUGUCCUGGAAUAGUGAGCGCGCGGCUGAAAGACCACCGUCUCAAUCGCAGGCUCCUCCUGCGGGUGAUGCGCCUGACAGCAAUGGCUACCAAGGACAAGAGGCCAACCACCUUGACGCUGGAUUGGGCGAGGAGGUGCUCGAAUGCACUGUCUCGCAGCCGUUGAAAGAAAAUGAAGGGUCUAAGGACGUCUUCGUAUCGUAUCUCAUAUCUACUUAUUCCACCUUCCCAGCCUUCCAAAAGUCGACGAGCAAUGUUCGUCGCAGGUUCACAGAUUUCGUCUUCCUGUUUAAGCAACUGAGCAAAGACUACCCUACCGCAGCCGUCCCUCCACUACCCGACAAGCAGCGCAUGGAAUAUGUCCGAGGGGACCGCUUCGGGCCCGACUUUACCAACCGCCGAGCGCACUCUCUACAGCGAUUCCUCGCCCGACUAUCUCUGCACCCUGUACUUCGCCGAGCUGAUAUACUGCACAUAUUUCUGGAGAGCCAAGAAUGGAACGCAACCAUGCGCUCUCGAGGCUCACGGGGUUCUCAGAGUAGCGAUGGCGCCAACAACGGCGUGUUUGACAACCUGACUGAGUCGUUCAUGACAGCAUUCUCCAAGGUCCACAAGCCCGACAAGCGCUUCAUCGAGGUUCGAGAGCGGAGCGACAAACUCGACGAAGAUCUGGUGCAGAUUGAGAAGAUUGUGGCCCGAGUCGCCCGUAGGGAGAACGAUAUCGAGACCGAUCAGCGAGACCUGGCUGAGCAGUUCCAAAAACUCAUCCUUCUUGAACCUGGUGUCGAGACGGCAGUACAUCAUUUUGCAGCGUCUAUCGAAGAUACUGCCCACGGCACACGGGAUCUCAGGGACAUCACAGACCAGGACUACCUCGGUAGUCUGAGAGAUAUGCAAGCGUAUAGCAUGGCGCUGAAGAGCCUUCUUAAGGCGCGCGAACAGAAGCAGGUCGACUUCGAAUCACUCGUCGAGUACCUUAACAAGGCCACCGCGGAACGAGACGGUGCCUUGUCAGGUCACGGGGGCUCUGGACUGUCUGGUGCAAGCGGAUUCAUCACGCGCAAGUUCGAAGAUGUCCGUGGUGUCGACCACGAACAGGCGCGUCGCGAGCGACGGGUCAAGCUUGAGCGCAAGAUCGACGACCUCACCGGUGCCAUCGAGCUGGCCAAGAGAACGAGCGAGGGUUUCGACAAUGAGGUUGUCAAAGAGAUCAACGACUUCGAGCGCAUCAAGCGGGCUGAGUUCAAGUUGCAAUUGGGAGGCCUCGCGGACGCACAUAUUGACUACUAUGGCAAGGUGACUAGUAUUUGGGAGCAGUAUGUGCGGGACAUGGAGAAGCAAGGCGUCACACAGCCCACCGAUGGACCGGAACCACCAGGCAGGCAACUGUUGUAA
Messenger RNA from Verticillium dahliae VdLs.17, 1428 nucleotides. RefSeq lists its product as uncharacterized. The coding region runs from base 1 to 1428 and encodes 475 amino acids. NCBI's taxonomy places the organism in Eukaryota, Fungi, Ascomycota, Sordariomycetes, Glomerellales, Plectosphaerellaceae. The record is from RefSeq and is a predicted model, not a curated record. Gene Ontology annotation, biological process: autophagy; cytoplasm to vacuole targeting by the Cvt pathway. Gene Ontology annotation, cellular component: phagophore assembly site. The transcript is spliced from 2 exons. Gene Ontology annotation, molecular function: phosphatidylinositol binding.